GGUGCACAAAACCAACAUGGGCGCGGCCAUCGAUGUUCGCUUGUCCAAAACAAGAAGGCCCACGAGCACUAGCGCAGGAGUGAGCCGAGAAAAAAACGUGCAAGAAAGUCAAUGGAGCGACAAACGCGACUUUAAAAGAGCCAACAAGCAGAGCUGCUGCUCGCCGCCCGCCCACCCACGGAUGGACUCCGACGGCCAGACCAAGAUGAUGUCCCGUCAGCACCCGGGGAACCCGUCCUGCGAUGACAGCAGAGCCGCCGGCGGUCAGGGCUGCAGCUGGCUGGCGGUGGCGGCGGCCGUGGCGGCCUCGCUGAGCGGCUUGAUGCUGGGCUACGAGAUGGGCCUGACGUCGGGCGUGCUGCUGCAGCUGCGCGGCGUCCUGUCGCUGUCGUGCCGCCAGCAGGAGCUGCUGGUCAGCUCGCAUCUGCUGGGCGCUCUGCUCAUCUGCCUGGCCGGCGGCCCCGUCCUGGACCGCUACGGCCGGCGCCGCUCGCUGCUGCUGAGCGCCGGCCUGGUGGUGGGCGGCACGGCGCUGCUCAUGGCCGCCUCCUCGCUGGCGGCCUUGGCCUCGGGCCGGGCGGUGGUGGGCAUGGGCACGGCGCUGUCGGGCACGGCGGCGUGCCUGUACAUCGCCGAGAUCUCGCCGCGGGAGCGCCGCGGCCUGCUGGUGACGCUGUACGAGCUGAUGCUGGUGCUGGGCGUCCUGCUGGGCUUCGGCUGCAGCUACGCUUUUGCCGCCACGCCUCGCGGCUGGGUCUACACCUUCGGGCUGGUCAUCCCGCCGGCGCUGCUGCAGAUGGGGGCCCUGGCGUUCCUCCCGCCCAGCCCCAGGUUCCUGUUGGCCCGGGGCCAGCCGGAGCGAGCCAGAGAGGUCCUGGCGCGCAUGCGGCGCGGCACCAAGGAACAGGUGGAAGGAGAACUCCGGGAUAUCCAAAUGGGGCUGAAGGAGGAGUCGGAGCACAGCUUCGCCGAGCUCUUCGGCGCCAAGUCCAACCUGCGAUCGCGGCUCCUGACGGGCGUGGCGCUGGUCUUCCUCCAGCAGGCCACGGGGCAGCCCAACAUCCUGUCCUACGCCUCGCCCCUGCUGCGCGGCGUGGGCUUCCGCAGCGACGCCGCCGCCACCCUGGCGUCCACCGGCUUUGGCGCCGUCAAGGUGGCGGGCGCCAUCCCGGCCGUGCUGCUGGUGGACCGUGUGGGGCCCAAGAGCUUCCUGUGCGUGGGCGCGGCCACCAUGGGGAUGUCGCUGGUCACGCUGGGCGCGCUGACCCUGCACGGCCGCACGCAACUGUCCAGCCUGUGCGUCAGCCACCCGCCGUCGCUCAACCGCACCGCCGUCUGGUGGGAUGGCCGCACCGGCGACAACAGCACCCAGGAGUUUUUCACCAGCGCCCCCGUCUGGCGGACGGAAGACGACGAGGGGUCGUCGCGAAGCGGGACGGCGGACGAGGAAUCGCCUUCGCUCAAGUGGGCCUCGCUCAUCAGCUUGCUGGUGUUUGUGGCCGCCUACUCGGCCAGCCUAGGGCCAAUGGUGUACGUGGUCCUCAGCGAGAUCUUCCCCAUGGGCGUCCGGGGGCGAGCCGUGUCGGUGGUGUCGGCCGUCAACUGGGCCGCCAACCUGCUCAUCUCUGCCACCUUCCUCACCAUGACAGAGAAGAUCAGCGUCCCAAACAUGAUGUUCCUGUACGCGACAAUGAGCUUCGUCCUGUUGGUCUUUGUCAUCCUCUGCGUGCCCGACACGCGAGGACGCACCUUAGAGGAAAUCUCCAAAGAACUGGCAAAAAAGUGAGAAGCAUUUUGAAAUCAACCUGUGCAAGAAGGUCCCAAAUGCCAAACACAGGGAGAGGCCCCCCAACAUCCUGUGACCACUGGACAAGUUCAACAUUCGACUCACUCACUCCACGCAAUAAGAUGGACAGUGUAGACAGUGUUAAUGCUCAAACUUUGCACAAUGAUUUAUGUAAUUCAAUUGUUAGGAUUU
Molecule: messenger RNA, 1978 nt
Organism: Syngnathus acus (greater pipefish)
Lineage: Eukaryota; Metazoa; Chordata; Actinopteri; Syngnathiformes; Syngnathidae
Gene: slc2a12
Product: solute carrier family 2 member 12
Exons: 6
Coding region: 17-1786 (589 amino acids)
Biological process (GO): transmembrane transport
Cellular component (GO): membrane
Molecular function (GO): transmembrane transporter activity
Source: RefSeq, a predicted model, not a curated record